This is a messenger RNA of Nelumbo nucifera (sacred lotus), 1877 nucleotides long. NCBI's taxonomy places the organism in Eukaryota, Viridiplantae, Streptophyta, Magnoliopsida, Proteales, Nelumbonaceae. The record is from RefSeq and is a predicted model, not a curated record.
AAGCUGAACAACGGCUGGCAAGCUAAGCAGUUUUGCUUGAAACAGAACACAAUCGCAGUUUCCCUGUUGCUUGGUUGCCUGGUUGGUAUACCAGACAUUCAACACCGCCCCUAAUUCCAUAGUUCUCGGCAUAGUUGCAUUGCUUCACGAAUCAUACAAAUUACACAGACUACGUCGAGUUUAAGGAUUUUCAGUUGAUCUUUUGCUUAAUUCAAAGGGUAUCCCAAGUUUUCUCUUCAUUUCGGAGGGUACCCAUCAAGUAGUUUCCGCUGUUUUUACAGAAAUCUCUUUGGGUUGCUCUUUUGGUAUCUGCUCCAAUCUGGGGUUUCCGAAAUUCCAUGAGUUUAAAUUGAAUUUGGGGUCGCGAGCUUGCUUUUGUAGUUUUGUUUGAGUACUACUCCGACAGAUGUGUGCUCGUAGUUGAGAAGAGUUGCUUCGGAAUCAUCUGCAUGGCGAAUUCCGAGGCAAGUGGUAGAGUUUAUGACUCUGGAAGUGACAAAGUUGGCAGAGAAUGCGAGGGGGAAGCUGCAGUAUCAGUGUUAGAAGGAAUGUCUUCAUGCGGGAUCCAAGAAACAUCGCCUGAUUUACUGAAGAAUACUCCUUCGAACAUCGCACGACUGGAAGAUGUUAUUGAGCAAUGCAAAGGUAGACAGAAGUAUCUUGCACAAACUAAGAGUCCUUCUGAUGGAGAAGACGUUCGGUGGUAUUUCUGCAAGGUUCCUUUGGCAGAGAAUGAACUAGCAGCAUCAGUCCCUCAAACAGAAAUAGUGGGAAAGAGUGAGUAUUUUCGAUUUAGCAUGAGGGAUUCUCUUGCACUGGAGGCUUCUUUCUUGCAGAGAGAAGAAGAGUUGUUAUCAAGUUGGUGGAGAGAGUAUGCAGAAUGUAGUGAAGGUCCUAGCAGAAAAAUCCUUGGUUCCAACAAAUCAAAAGUGCAGCCUAAAUCAUGCUCUUCUGAUAGUGGUCCAUCAACCCAGUUAUAUCCAAUUGAAGAGGAGAGAGUUGGUGUCCCUGUAAAGGGAGGUCUUUACGAGGUAGAUUUGGUUAUGAGACACUGUUUUCCUGUUUACUGGAGUGGAGAAAACCGACGUGUUCUAAGAGGUCACUGGUUUGCUCGUAAAGGAGGUCUUGAUUGGCUUCCAUUGCGUGAAGAUGUUGCUGAGCAAUUGGAGUUUGCAUAUCGCUGCAAGGUCUGGCAUCGGAGGACGUUUCAGCCAUCGGGUCUUUUUGCAGCACGAGUAGAUUUACAAGGCUCUACUCAAGGCUUGCAUGCUCUUUUCACUGGAGAAGAUGAUACUUGGGAAGCUUGGAUGAAUGCUGAUGCCUCUGGUUUUUCUAGCAUUGUUGGUUUAAGAGGAAGUGGAAUUAAAUUAAGGCGUGGAUAUUCUCCAUCUGGAUCUCCAAAACCUACACAGGAUGAAUUACGUCAACAGAAAGAGGAAGAAAUGGAUGACUACUGUUCCCAGGUUCCUGUCCGGCAUCUAGUAUUUAUGGUUCAUGGUAUUGGCCAAAGGCUGGAAAAGGCUAAUUUAGUUGAUGACGUUGGUGAUUUUCGUCAAAUCACAGCAAGUCUUGCUGAGCGACACCUAACUUCAUAUCAGCGUGACACUCAGAGGAUUCUCUUCAUCCCUUGUCAGCCUGCACCAAAGAUGUUCUUUGUGCUUAUUCCUCCUUUUGAACUUGAAGAAUGCUCUGAUACCAACUUGAACACUAUUUCUGGUAAUCAGAAUCAGAUAGAUGAUUGCUUGACUGAAAUUAUCUCCAAGAACAAGUUGGAUAACAGUCUAGGCAAGCUGGACAUGUACAACAUAUAUGUUCAGCUUGAGGGAGUAAUGCAGAUAUGGAUGCAAAGAAAGAAAUUGAAGAGAAAGGGUGAGAUG